AUGAGGAGCCUACGAAAACUCGUGGUUUUCGCUCUCAUUGCAGUGACGAGGGCCCAAGAUAAUGCAACAGAGACGAAGCCUGAAGAUUGGGAGGCCGACCAGUGCGAUUGUUACCUAACAGAUGGCAUUGAACCAGAAUAUUACACGGAGCAUCGGUUCUGGGACUUUAGAAAUCUUGGAGAAUACGCUGGAAUUCCGGAUACGAUCGCUGGAGAGAACGCAUCGGCUGAAGCCGACGUGACGAGCAAAUACUUCAGGAAGAAGGAAUGGAAGAGCUUUUGGUCCAUUCAAAGUUGGAGCAACCGAAGAAGUCACGACACUCUUGCUUACGGCGCGAGAUUCCCCAUGGUCAACUCGGCAAACAACAUUUAUAUCCGGACCAACAUAGACAAGAACCCCGCGUCAAAAACCUACCUCUCCAUGCGAACGAACCGACAACAAGACUUUCAAGUCGCAUCCGAAUUUGACUCAAUUGAUCGCUUCCAGUUUCUCUCCAUCAGAUUCCUCGGUCGCGUGAGAGGUGCACCUGGCGCCUGCAUGGCAAUGUUCACCUACGUCCCCGCCGACGAGAUCAAGAACGUCCAAGAAGCCGACAUGGAGAUUCUCACCCGUGAAGACUACGAUCGGGUUCACUACACGAAUCAUCCAGGAUACAGCAUUGAAGGCGAAGUGUACCCCAAAGCGACACGCAACACAACACUCCCCGAUAGUCUCGAGUGGAACGAAUGGGUAGAACAUCGCAUGGACUGGACACCAACCCAAUCAAUCUGGUACGCCAACGGCAAACAAGUCGCCAACAUCUCAUUCCAAGUACCACGCGAUCCAUCUCUUAUGAUAUUCAACACAUGGGGUGACGGUGGCGUUUGGACGCAGAAUAUGACGAUGGGUGAAGAAGCAUACAUGGAGAUGCAGUGGCUUCAACUUCUGUACAACACCAGCGAGACAUCGGAUAAGCGCAAGCGAGAUGGCGCUGGGCCGAAGGGGAGGUUUUUGAGGAAGAGGGGAGAUGAGAAUGUUUGUAGGAUAGUGUGCAGUAUUGAUGAUGAGGAUGAUGCUGGGGUAGUGACGUGGCUUUGGGGGAAUAAUACGGCGAGUAGUCUGUUGGCGGGGAGGAGUGUUGGUGCGAGUUUAGGGGGGUUCAUAAGCUGGGGUUUGGGCUUGGUUGUAUUGGCGAGAUGGAUUUAA
Messenger RNA from Fusarium odoratissimum NRRL 54006, 1185 nucleotides. RefSeq lists its product as uncharacterized. NCBI's taxonomy places the organism in Eukaryota, Fungi, Ascomycota, Sordariomycetes, Hypocreales, Nectriaceae. The transcript has a single exon. The record is from RefSeq and is a predicted model, not a curated record. Bases 1 to 1185 code for a protein of 394 amino acids.